UUAAAUGCAAUGACAUUGACAGAUACGAAAUGAUCUUUGAUGAACUGUAGCGUGAUUUUAACUCGAUUUAGUUUAAAUUUAUUGAUAUGAUUGUUUUAUAGCAGUAUAUUCGUAAACAAUCCAUAUAAUGGAAGAAGACGACCCCGUGGUGCAAGAGAUACCGGUGUUCUUAUCACAAGCGUUGGCAGAAAAUUUCUACAUCUUUCAAUAUCCCGUGAGGCCCGCAAAUCGGGAUGUGAAGGAUAUAUUAGUGAAGAAUGCAUCUAUAAAGCCUAAAAAUAAAAUAGUGCGGCUUGAAGUAGGUCUUGACACUUAUAGUGAUAAAUAUUGCCCUUCUAAAGGUGAACAAAUCGCUCUGAAUACAGAUGGCCAACAGGAAUCAAGGUAUAUAAAAGAUAAGGAACGAGAGAAAUCUCAAUAUUUCAAAAAUGGCAUCAUGGACAAGAUAGUUCUGGAGAGCAGUGUGCCAUGUUUUAAAACAGAUCAGUAUGCAGUAGCAUUGUUACAGGACAAAGAACUUCAUUGUACACCUGUGAAAGGUAUUGUUCAACUUAGGCCAUCUUGUUCAUUCUAUGAUAAGCAAGAUAAACAAAAACAUGACAAAAAUAAGGCAGACAAUUCUGAGGAUGAGGAGAAAGAACCAGAUAUUCAACAGGUGACAGUAAAAUUUGCCCGACAAGAAACGGAGAUUUCAAAGAAGGCGCGUGAAAAGUCUUAUGAGACAAUAUCGCAACGUAUCUUAAAUGAGCCAUGGUAUGACGGACUGUGGAAACCUUCUAAUAGUGAUCAAGCUGAAUUGGAGCGUCUGAAGUUGUUCAGCGCGGUGAGUGCGGAGGGCAGCGCGCUGCGGCUGCCGCACGGCGAGUACGUGCGCGCGCUGGUGCCCGCCGCGCCGCCCGACGAGGCCGGUGCGCAGCGCGCGCAGCGCCGCUCCCUGCACGAACAGAUCAAGCACAUACUCAUCACCGCCAAACUGAUGACAUUUGCGGAGCUGCGCGGGCGGCUCCGCAACGAGGACGGCAGUGCGGUGUGCGAGGCGAGCGAGGCGGGCGUGCUGAGCGCGCUGUGCGGCGCGGCGUGCUGCGUGCGCGGCCUGUGGGCGCCGCGCUCCGCCGACCUGUACACGCGGCCCGCGCCCGCGCCGCCGCACCUCAUGUGUGCGGCCAGAGAUCAUGUGUUAUAUCUGUUUACACAACACACUUAUGUGGACAGACGUAAAGUGACAGCGGCGGUGCGUCUGCCCGCAAACGACGUGCUGGAUAUAUUGCGUUCCGUGGCUAAGUUCACACCGCACAUGGGGUGGGAGUUACUCUUACCUCCGGACACAGCCUUCGAAGUGAAAUACAGUGAUAUAGUGCUACGUCAAAAUACAUACUGGGAAGCGAGACAGCGACAAUUUAAUGAGACAUUGUUAGGAGAGAAUUUAAGCAAACGUCAAAGGAAGAAAUCUCAAAGGGAUUCGAUAUGUGAUGUGAAUAGUCCAAAGCCGAGGUGCAAUAGUGUCAGUGAAGACGAUAGUGAACGUAAACGUAAGAAAUCGGCCAUUGGUAAACGGACGCGUAACGUUAGCUCCAGUAGUGCGCAAGAUACAUGAAUGUUUUAAUAGUUAGGUUAUCAAAUUGCAGUGUUUAUGUUUUUUUUUAUAAUUAGUGUUAUGUAUGCUUUGGUUGAGAUACUUAUAUGAAAAUCUUUGUUCAAUUUUUUAAGCCCCUAUCAAGGUAAGAUUAUUGAAAACAUUCCUUUUGUUAUGCAUGAAAUACAAAAUAAGAUAUUGUUUUAACAUCUUUGCGUAAUAAAAAUCCAUGAAUUAUGAAGAACUAUUGUAACAAUUGUACAAUACAAAACAACUUUUCUUGUUAGAGCGGGCACACCUUUGACUAAACUAUCGCACAAUAUUUGUGCGAUUGUCGAUUGUUUCGCAGCCAAUUCAACUGUUUAGUUGCACAACUAAAAAUCGAGUAGCCCCUCUAUCUAAGCUCAUAUGAAUCAAUGCGAGACCAAACAGUUGUGCGAUAAUUUUGUCAAAUGUUUGCGCACACUUCUACACUAAACUAUUUAAAUUGUUUUAAUAGAUAAAAAAAUUGUAGAUAUGUUAUGAAACAAAUAAUUAAUUCCAUCCACCUAAAUUCACAGUAAAAUUGUAUGAAAGGAUUUUAGCUUCACUUUUUUCUGAAUAUUCUUGACUAAGUAAAAAUUACAGAUGCUCAGAUUCUGACAGUAACUGAACCAUCUAACUAUUCAGUUAAAAAUGUGCAUGUAGGCAAAAUUUUAACUGUCAGUUGAACUGUGCAGUUAAAGUUUUGCUUAGUCAGAUCUGUGAAUCUGUAGCGGGUUUUGGUGUUUAGAUAUCUCAUUUUCGAUGAAUUGCGAAAAUACAAUUUUCGAUAAACAAUGGGGCUUAUUUGUUCGAAUAAUUUAUCACUAUUUAAAACAUGCAUAAUAUGUACUGCAAUGAUUUAAUUUUCCUUCUGUUAAAAUGUUUGUCUUUGUGUAAAUUUAUUCAGACAUAAUCUACUUAUGUACUAUAUUUAGUUAUUUGCAUCUAAGUAGUAAAUUGUUGCUUGUAAUUGUCAAUAAUAAAUUGAAUAUCAAUAUUACAAUUUCAUUACAUUGUUGAAAAUUACCAUUCUUUCAUUGUUUGUUAUUAAAUUUAUUAAUUGUUAUAAACAAAAGCAGUUUUUAAAUAUCGAGAAAGAAAUUACUUAACAGUUUUUUGUUUGAAGAUCUUUGUCUACUUCAGAUAACCGUGGGUUUUCACUGCUAAAUCACGUACGUAAAAUAUUUUUAUCUCUGGAUAGACUUAGCUACCAAAGUAUAACUUUUAUACAGAAGUUUCUGCAGUAAAAACUCAUUGUUAUAACCAAAAUAUUUUUUCAAAGAUAUUUUGUUUUAUUAUUGGCGCUAAAACUUGUAAGCAAAGCGAAUAUUUAUAUAAGUUGUUAUUUUUUUAAUCGAAUAAAAGUUAUUGAAUAUUA
Molecule: messenger RNA, 2975 nt
Organism: Papilio polytes (common Mormon)
Lineage: Eukaryota; Metazoa; Arthropoda; Insecta; Lepidoptera; Papilionidae
Gene: Polr3E
Exons: 8
Coding region: 128-1594 (488 amino acids)
Biological process (GO): DNA-templated transcription
Cellular component (GO): RNA polymerase III complex; nucleus
Source: RefSeq, a predicted model, not a curated record